GGACCCGGUCCCUGUGGCCGACACCGCCCCUUCCCACGGGGCCCGGCGGGUUCCGGACCUUCCCGACUGUGGACUGCGCGGUGGGAGCAAUCUCACCCCCGGCGAACCGUGAGGCUGGGCUGAGCGGACCCUCGCGGCCGCUCCGGACACCCCGGGUGCCGGAGCGCGGACAUCCUGGGUCCGGACUAAGCGCGUCCCGGGCGCCCAGCGGUGCCAGCUCACUCGGGCAGGGCCGGGCAGACCCCCGCGGAGCCCGCCGAUCUGAACCGGACAGAGCGAAUCCCUGGCGGUGCCCAGCCUGGGGAAUGCGGGGCGUGGGCUGAGGGGAUCCCGGCGCCCUCCGAUCGCUCCGACGUUGGCUCACGCGCUGGGACUGGCCUGGUGUCGCCUCGGUCGCCCUGAGCCCGAGUCACCUGUGGCCUGGGAGAUCCGAGACCGCCGGCCCCCUGCACAUUCCCCCCAGGCGGGGGUUGGGGGAGAUUUUUUCUGUCCCCCAUCCUUGGAGCACGGAGGCCCCGCCCCCUCCCACCACCCUGAUGUCUCCCGCGGCUCUGAGGACCUCCCUGAGGCCUGGGGCCGAUGGGUCCAGAGAGAGAAGCCCACCCUAGGGAGCCUUGGGGGCCCCCCAACCUCGUCUUGGGGCUUGGCCCCCGACGCUGCUCGGAAGGAAGGCCGGUGCCCCCACCCUUGGGGGCUGCCCUCCUCCUUUACAGAGCUGCCCACAUCUGGAACCCCCUCCACACCUGGAAGACCCUGGCCACCAUUCUUCUGCAGCUGUCAGUUGCAUCCCCAGACCGCUGCCUUUACAACUGCCUAGGAGUUGUGAGGGGAUUACUGCUGCCUUCCCCCCAUCCCAAGGGCAUCUCUUACCCUUAGUCCCUGCAGAGUCAUCCCCCUGCCUCUGUGUCCAGGCUCAGCCAGAGAUCAGUUCAGCAUAUCCGCUGGGACUUCAAGUCCUGGAGGCCGCUUCUGAGACCCAAGGCCCCUCCCCCUGCCCUCCUGUGUCCUCACCUUGACCCCCUCUGUCAGACUUUGUCUCCCUCUGGGUGUUCCAUUCCCCACCCAGAGGCAGAGGAGGCAGGUGGUAGGGGGCAGGGACUGGGUGACGGCCACCCAGGGCCAGAGUGAGUUGGGGGGCCGUUAAGAUGUGGAGCUCUGCCCGGCCGAGGGGGGCUCAGUGGAGGCAGACGCAGUGUGUGCCUGGCUGGGGGGAGUAUGGGCAGGCCUGCGGCCACCUGGUGAAGGAUGAACAUUCGGGGCACCCCGGACCUCGGGCAGCCCAGUGACGACCCCAGCAGCGGUGGCGAGCGGGAGAGGAUUCGACAACGCAUGAAGAUGGUCAUCGGACAGCUUGAGGGCAUCCUGCGGGAGCUCAAGGAGGUGGCCAAGGAGCUCAGGGAGGUGGUGAGCCAGAUCGAUAAACUAACCUCGGACUUCGACUUUGAACUAGAGCCGGACGACUGGACCACGGCCACUGUGAGCAGCACCUCCAGCAGUGACAAGGCGGGUGUGGGCGGCCCCUUUGACCUGGGCCACUUGGACUUCAUGACAGCUGACAUCCUCUCGGACAGCUGGGAGUUCUGCUCCUUCCUGGACGUCUCCACCCCCUCGGACUCCGUGGAUUGCCCCGAGUCCACAAGGCCAGGCGCCGGCCCUGACUACCGGCUCAUGAACGGCGGCAUGCCCAUCCCCAAUGGGCCCCGGGUGGAGACCCCGGACUCUUCCAGUGAGGAGGCCUUCAGCGCUGGUCCUGCCAAGGGUCAGCUGCCCCAGCGGACCCCGGGCACGCGGGAGAGAGUGCGGUUCAGUGACAAAGUGCUCUACCAUGCCCUGUGCUGUGACGAUGAGGAGGGGGAGGAAGAGGAAGUAGAGGAAGAGGAGGUGGGCCUGCCCCCAGAGCCACCCCGUUCAGAGGCCCACGCAGGCCCCCUCAAGGCCUCUCCAGCACCCUACAAGUCAAGGCGCUCUCCACUGACUGGCCGCCACUCAGGCCCCACCUUGGCCCCUGAGCAGACCCGAAGGGUCACAAGGAACAGCAGCACCCAAACGGUGUCAGACAAGAGCACACAAACAGUGCUGCCCUACACGUCCACCAGACAGAAAGCCAAGGGCAAAAACUAGGGGCCAGGGAGGGGACUGGGGGGAGGUGGGUAAAUAGAACUAUAAAUAUAUAUAUAUAUAUAUAUUUAAACAAAUGCAGUCAUAAUAAAACUUAAAAAUGCUAA
Talpa occidentalis (Iberian mole) is the source of this 2225-nucleotide messenger RNA. It is a transcript of the gene INSYN1, whose product is annotated as inhibitory synaptic factor 1. The record is from RefSeq and is a predicted model, not a curated record. The coding region runs from base 1246 to 2121 and encodes 291 amino acids. Gene Ontology annotation, cellular component: postsynaptic density. The transcript is spliced from 3 exons. Gene Ontology annotation, biological process: inhibitory postsynaptic potential. NCBI's taxonomy places the organism in Eukaryota, Metazoa, Chordata, Mammalia, Eulipotyphla, Talpidae.